Messenger RNA from Sarcophilus harrisii (Tasmanian devil), 4612 nucleotides. It is a transcript of the gene CALCRL, whose product is annotated as calcitonin receptor like receptor. Gene Ontology annotation, cellular component: plasma membrane. The coding region runs from base 805 to 2199 and encodes 464 amino acids. The transcript is spliced from 15 exons. Gene Ontology annotation, biological process: adenylate cyclase-activating G protein-coupled receptor signaling pathway; cell surface receptor signaling pathway; angiogenesis. The record is from RefSeq and is a predicted model, not a curated record. NCBI's taxonomy places the organism in Eukaryota, Metazoa, Chordata, Mammalia, Dasyuromorphia, Dasyuridae. Gene Ontology annotation, molecular function: calcitonin receptor activity; adrenomedullin receptor activity; calcitonin gene-related peptide receptor activity.
CUUAAUUCAACUCCUUUAAAUAGAGUAUUAUUUUCAGAUCAACUUUAUUCAAGUCUCUAAUGUAUCUGCUUGACAAGUCCUAACAGAACACAAGGAAGAUGCAAGCCAGCCAGUCUUUACUAGUAACAAUGUAUUCAUGACUUUAGGAACUGUUUCUGCUCAGGCUGUUUCUUGCUCCUGCCUGAGAAGAGGAGCACAGCUUUCCUGGGGUGUGCUAUUUGAGCAAGAAAGUAAUCUAACACUAAAUGCAGGCGGGGUCAGAGUGAUGUAACAGGAAGCUCUGAUGUUUCCCUUCUGCUGCUGAUCUCUUACAAUCUGACAACACUUCCAAUUCCACUCAGAACAAGCCCUCUCUCCACAGUAGAGCAAUCUAACCUCUUCCAUUAAGAUCACCAGGCUCUGAUAACUGGAUUACACCCAGUUUGCAGGAUCAAAUUGCAAAUCUUUUGCUGUUUCCUCACCUUGCCUGAGGGGGAGAAUCUCUUCUGCAGAAUCUCAGAAAAAUCAAAUUGCAUCUUACUUUAUAAAAAAAUUCCUCAGGAACUGAGCUGGGUCAUGACUGUUGGUUAAAAACAUAUCUUCAAGGCAGCUUUAAGGGGACCCAAGGAAAAAUAUGGUCUGAGUCUGGAGACAACUGUUAGCUUAUUUCUGUAUUAAAAGGACCAAAACAAAAUAUUGCUGAUAGAAAAAAAAAAAGGAAGAAAAAAAAAGAUUUCUCAUUUGAACGAUUACCAACAUUAGGCGACAAGGACCUUCAGUAGAAGGAUCUAAUUUUACAUGACAUUUUAAAAGUCAAUUUUAAUUAUGGAACAAAGGUGGAUCUUCGUGUUUCUACUUCUCUUGACUAUUAUGAAGCCUUUGACAAUGGCUGAACCAGAAGGAGGACAAAAUUUUUCUGGAGAGCCAACUCAAUUGGGUGUUACUCGAAAUAAGAUUAUGACAGCCCAGUAUGAAUGUUACCAAAAAAUCAUGCAAGAACCUAUUCACAGGACAGAAGGACCAUACUGCAAUAGGACAUGGGAUGGCUGGCUAUGUUGGAAUGAUGUUGCUGCAGGGACCGAAUCAAUGCAACACUGUCCUGACUAUUUUCUGGAUUUUGACCCUUCUGAAAAAGUUACAAAAAUAUGUGAUCCAAAUGGAAAUUGGUUUAAACACCCAGAGAGUAACAGGACCUGGACAAAUUAUACCCGAUGUAAUAUCCAUACUCACUUGAAAGUACAGACAGCAUUGAAUUUGUUUUAUCUUACUAUCAUUGGACAUGGAUUAUCAAUUGCAUCACUGCUGAUCUCUCUUGGGAUAUUUUUUUAUUUCAAGAGUUUGAGCUGCCAAAGGAUCACUCUACAUAAAAAUUUGUUCUUUUCUUUUGUUUGUAAUUCUAUUGUCACAAUCAUCUGGCUUACGGCUGUGGCCAACAAUCAGGCAUUAGUUGCAACCAAUCCUGUAAGUUGCAAAAUAUCCCAAUUUAUUCACCUUUAUUUGUUGGGCUGCAAUUAUUUUUGGAUGCUUUGUGAAGGCAUCUAUCUACACACACUCAUCGUAGUGGCUGUGUUUGCAGAGAAGCAACACUUGCUCUGGUAUUAUCUUCUUGGCUGGGGAUUUCCCUUGAUACCUGCUUGUUUACAUGCUAUCGCAAGAAGUUUGUACUACAAUGACAACUGCUGGAUCAGUUCUGAUACUCAUCUCCUGUACAUCAUCCAUGGUCCAAUUUGUGCAGCUUUAUUGGUAAAUCUCUUCUUCCUGUUGAAUAUUGUACGUGUCCUCAUUACCAAGUUAAAAGUCACUCACCAAGCAGAGUCAAAUCUGUACAUGAAAGCAGUAAGAGCAACCCUCAUUCUUGUACCCUUGCUUGGGAUUGAAUUUGUGCUAAUUCCUUGGAGGCCAGGAGGACUAAUUGCUGAAGAAAUAUAUGACUAUAUUAUGCACAUCCUCAUGCAUUACCAGGGCCUUUUGGUCUCCACAAUUUUCUGCUUCUUUAAUGGAGAGGUUCAAGCAGUUUUGAGAAGGCAUUGGAAUCAAUAUAGAAUCCAAUUUGGGAGCAGUUUUUCCAAUUCAGAUGCCCUUCGGACAGCUUCUUAUACUGUGUCUUCCAUCAGUGAUGUUCAUGGCUACACCAAUGACCUUGGUAGUGAACAACUGAAUGGAAAAAGCUUCCAUGACAUGGAAAAUGUGGUUCUGAAAACAGAAAAUUUUUAUGCUUGAUUACAGAAGAAUUACAAACUUUAUUACCACCUUUAAAUGCUUAUUGCUGAAGGAUUGUGUUCAUGACUCUAUGGCCAGAAGAUUUUUAGCUAACAUGGACUUGUUUCUCUUGAGUGCCACAAAAAUAGCCCAUAAGUACAUUAGCAUAUGUUGGUAAGAAUACAUACAUGCACAUUAAGCUUGAUUCUUCUCUUCAGGUCUGGGCAACUGUUCACCAUGUAUAUUUUCUCCCUUUCAUGGAGGGGAGAAGAGCCUUUCUGAUGCAUUAGUUCAAUGUAUCAGUGAAUAGUGUGAUCCCUCCCGACAACUGUACAGUGGUCAGAAGAAGAGCUAGCUAUUUAUGCUGCCCAUGACUCUCAUCCCUAGAAAAAUCAACAGAGCAAAAACUGCUGUGCUCACUUGUUGACUCACUCUAGUACCACUCUGGAUCAUGUUCCUUUGAGACAGCAUGCUAUGCACAGGACUGGCAGUGUGCAUAGGACAGGGCUGCAGAGCAUUUACUGCAGCAAGCAGAAUAUGUGACUUGAUUAUCGACCGUUUUUCCUCCCUCACAACCUAGGUGGAGGGAGUCAGGUCAAUAAGAAGUAUAUGUAAAUAGAAACUUUUCCUUUUGAGUUUCUACUGUGUAGACAAUCAUCAGUGCAUUCUGUAUGAUGAAAUUUGAUGAAGGAUUUCUUAAUUUCUGUGGAGCCUGUAUAAAGCUCUUGUUGUGAAAAUUAUAUACCGUUUUCAAUAACCUAGCUUGUAAAUAAAUUUAAUGCAUUUUUUGUCCAUAAACUUAGAAGGCUUGAAGUAGAUACAUUAGUAUUACAGUAUGUGCAGGUUAAUUUCUAAUAUAAGAAGCACCAUGACUGAUUAUGCUAAAAUAAGAGUCUAGAAUAAUUAUACUAAGCCAAUUCAUUUAGAAAUAGUUUAGCAACUCAAAUGGAUGGUAGCAUCAGAAAUUUUAUAAAGGGAAGAAAAAAAUCGUAAUGAAAGACAAAAUAUUUGCAAUAGAUCAAAAUGACAAUCAAGUGGAAAACUUUAGAAUGCAGUUGGCAUAUUGGAAGAAAUAUUGACAUUUUCUUUCAGAAGUUAUACCUAAGGAAUGAGUGUUUUAAAUAUGUUUAAUGCAUUUAAAAUAUAAAUUUAUAUCCUAACCCUAAAAAGUGAGGGUGAAAUAAACAAUUUUAGGUUUGUUAAGAGCUAUCUUGCUAAGAUAUUUAUUAAUAUAUUUAUUAAUUUCACAUCCAGCAACCACAUCAUUUUAGUGAAGUUGAUUAUAUGGAAAAAAAUACAACGUUUUAAAAAGUAUUCCACCAAAAGGAAUGAGUGAUACAAAUCAUGACUCUUUUAAAAUGCUUUGUUUCUGAGCAAGUAGAAUAUUUUGAAUAAAAUAUAAUUUGUAUAAGCAUACAACAAAUAAAAAAAUUGUGUAUAUUAUUAGGGAAUUAGAUUUCACAGAAAACCUAUUAGACUAAUAACAAAAUGUGAAAGAUUUAUCCCAAAACUAAUAUACCUCCUAAGUAACAGAACAUUGGUUUCACUAAAAACAAACUUCCUUGUCAACUUCGGAGGAGCCAUAAUAUCUCUUCCUCACAACUGCUAAACAUAUAUUUUAACAAGAAUCAUAUUGUGUCAUUGAAAGGCAUGCAAAGCAUUUAAAAUAUAAUAGUAUAUGAUUAAUUAUUUGACCAUUAUGGUGCUUACCAACAUUCAUAAUUUCUUAGUUUUCAGUAAUUUCUAAAUUUAAAAGUGUUUUUGUUAUAAUUAUUAUUUUUGUUGUUUUUAAAUGCUCUAGGAAAAAUUUUUAGUUAGAAUGAAACCAGUUAGCUAAAGGGACUGGUCAGCAAAUAUAUAAAUUAUAAAUUAUCAGAUGUUUUGACGAUGCUAAUACCAAUUGUGUGGAAUUGACAGUAGGUAUCAGAUUUAUGAAGACAAGCUAUUCUGACCUCCAAACUGGUUAAAGUUCAUUAAAAUAAUCUUCUAUUUUUGUUUAACUCAUUUAUUUGCAAAGCCUUUUCUGCAAAAGAUUCAAAUGCUGGAACUGCCAUGCUCAGUUUUACAUACAUACAUAUAUAUAUUGUAUAUAUUUUAAUGUCAGAUCUAUUUAUGUGUACUACUUAGCUAUACUGCCAUAACAGAACUUAAAAUGACUACAGAAAAUGUUCUAUUUUCAAAGAGUAUUUUAUUCUAAAUACAGCAUUAUGAGAGGACCUAUUAAUUAUUGAUCUUUUAUCAGUAUGCUUAGAUCAGAACCUCAUGCUGGUUUGUUAUAUGGCCAGGUUUUUUUUAAUAAAUGUUUUUGUGUCAGUUUCACGUGUAAUCAAGUCAAUAAAAUUAGUUAUAUUUUUGUGUACUUACCUUCUAAGAUGUUAUGCUUCUAAAUGUUAGACUUCUGUUCUGGCAAAUAAAAAUUUUAUAUCUUAUUCAA